AGGCUGCACAUGUCACAAGAUAAGGACAGAAAGUGCAUAUGACAGCUUUAUUUCAGGGUCGCAAACAUUCUCCUUAGAUAAACUUUACUACAAACAUUUACUCUGCCAAAAACAGGAGACAACAUAUAUGAAAAUUAGAUAACACAAUCUAGUUUCAACUGGAUUGCUAUGUUGGUUUUGUACUGGUUCUUUUAUCAAGUUUCCUACCCAGGGUAUCAUUAUUUUAUCUUAUACGACCUACAGCCUUUAUACUGUUUCUCAAGAAAAUCGCGUCAGUAUAACAAGGGGAGUGACAUUGAAAGCAAGCUGUGAAUAAUAAACGCUUUUUGUUUUACUUGGCAACAAAGCGGCACAACCAAACUAAACGCAAUGCAGACCGAUCACAACAAAAACAAUGACAGUAAACAACCAGAACCAGCACAAGCGGGAACCAGCUUGAAGGCAGUAGACAGCGUCUACAGGACACGAUCUCUGGGAGUAGCAGCGACUGGAUUGCCUGAUCAGUAUGCUGAUGGAAAGGCUGCUAAAGUAUGGGAGCUCUACAUCGGGUCUAAGCACUCCAGGACAGGGGCAUACAAGGAAUGGAUUGGGAAUAUGUUGAGAAGCAGAAGCUGCGAGAACGUCCUUGACGUGGCAUGUGGAAAUGGGGUGGACUCCAUCAUGUUACUUGAGGAGGGCUUCAAGAUGGUCAGUACAGAUGCCUCUGAUAAGAUGUUGAAAUAUGCUCUUCAGGAGAGAUGGGCCAGGAGGAAGGAGACAGCAUUUGAUAAAUGGAUCAUAGAGGAAGCCAAUUGGUUGAAUUUGGUCGAGGACCUUGAUGAAGUGGAAGGCCUGCCAGAAGGAGGCUUUGAUGCGGUUAUAUGUUUAGGAAACUCAUUUGCUCAUUUACCAGAUUUCACAGGUGAACUCAAGAAUCAACGUAUCGCAGUCAGCAACUUCUACUCAAUGUUACGUCCUGGGGGUAUUCUUAUAAUUGAUCAUAGAAAUUAUGAUGCAAUCCUCGACUCUGGAACUGUGCCAGCAAAAAACAUAUAUUACAAUAGUGAACAUAUCAUUGAUAUCAAAACAUCCAACCUGUAUGUUAAUGGAAGGCCUACUAUGGUAACCCUCGAUUACACUAUGGAUGGUAGCGUUCUAGUCAAAAAAGACCCCCAACACAAAAUAAUACCUGAAGAACCAGGUGCAAAAACUCCUGAAGGUGUUACAGACCCACCGCACCACCACACAUUUAGGUUAUCCUACUAUCCCCACAGACUGGAAGCAUUCAACAAUCUCAUUAAAGAUAUCUUCGGGGAGAAGAGCAACCACAAUGUUUAUGGUGAUUUCAAAGAAUUCUCUACUCUCACUGAGAAGGACACUCCCGCAUAUUACAUUCACGUCUGUGAGAAACCAAAGUAAAUGUGAUUGUCACAAAGCGAUGACUUAGAGGGAAUGGGCUGAACUUUUUGGGUAUAAGUAGCAGGUUUUCAAUGAGAUGCCAAAGUGUGAAUAACAAAGUCAAGGCUUGAUCAUAGUGUACAUUAACAGGUCAAGGCCUGAGAAGAGUAACAUUAAUAACGUCAAACUAUAGUAACAUUAACACAGUCAAGCUUGAUGUGUUGAUUAAAAGUAACAUUAUUGGAGUCAACCUGUAGUUGGGAAUGGGCAGAUCUCAGUUUUGAUCAUAUUUUGCUACAGGGUGCUCAGAAGAUACAUUGCAGUAUACAUUUUCUCAGUUCUUGAACACCCUGUACAUGAAUGAUGACCUCACUAGAGAUAAACCCACAUAUACACAAGAAGGUAUCAUAGUAUUACACAAGAGCUGAUAAUUGUGUAAACUAAUACACUGAGAUGCAUGCUACUACUCAAUAAAGAACAAAAAUAUGUAUAUGAAAAACAAGAUAUUAAGCGAAAAAGAACAAAUAUUUGUGCAGUUGCCUGCAUGUAGCGGGCACAGAUUACCAAAUUAUUAUACAUGUUUAAACAAUGUAUAUGUAUUAAAUAUAAUUUUUCAGAAAUAAAAACAUACAAAAUAUAA
Owenia fusiformis is the source of this 2017-nucleotide messenger RNA. The record is from the annotation of a GenBank genome assembly. NCBI's taxonomy places the organism in Eukaryota, Metazoa, Annelida, Polychaeta, Sabellida, Oweniidae.